AUGAGCGAAGUGAAACCAGAGACGGAGCACGUAGAACAUAGAAAAGAUGAAAAAAAUGUCCAUAUUGGCAUUCAGUCGAUUCCCUCAUUAGAUGCUGAUGGAAAGCCCGUAGAGGUUUCAGAAGUGGAGCGACCUAAGUUGCUCAGUAAACAAUUGAUACCGCUUUAUUGUUGUUGCCUUAUUGUGUACUUUUGUUCUACUAUGAAUGGAUUCGAUGGUAGUUUAAUGGGUAGUAUUUAUACUUUACCAGACUACCUUGAGUAUUAUAACUUAGAUAUGAGUUCUACUGGAACUGGUCUUAUUGUCUCGAUAUAUUAUGUUGGACAAAUCGUUGGCGCAUUCUUUUGCUCUUUGAUGGAUUGGAAGGGAAGAAAAGUAGCUAUUCUCACGGGAUGUGUUGGUGCUUGUAUUGGUGCGGUGAUUACUGCAGUUGCAAAAGACACUAAAACUUUAAUUGGUGGUAGAUUCUUUCUUUCUUUCUGUACUACGAUUGCUGUUGCGGCUGCUCCAGCUUACUGUGUUGAAAUUUCUCCCUCCCAUCUUAGAGGAACUGUUGCUGGUCUUUAUAACACUCUCUGGUAUGUGGGCUCUCUUGUUGCUGCAUUCACGGCUUAUGGCGCAGAUUUGAAUUAUCGUGGAUCCACCAAAUCGUUUAAGCUUCCUCUUUGGUUGCAAAUAAUUUUUCCAGGUAUAGUAGUAUUAUUUGGCUGGCUUAUACCUGAAUCUCCUAGAUGGUUGGUUGGGGUUAAAAGGAUUGAUGAGGCUAGAAAAAUUAUUGCUAAGUACCAUUGUAACGGUGACGAAAAUCAUCCAUUAGUAGAUCUUGAAAUAGCAGAAAUGAUUGACUCUUUCAACGAUGUAAAACUUUCUGAUCCUAUUAAGGUGCUUGACAUGCGGACACUAGUCAUAAAACGUUCUGAUAGGUACAGGCUCGGUCUAGUAAUUGCAAUGUCUUGGUUUGGCCAAUUCUCAGGAAACAAUGUUGCUUCUUAUUAUCUUCCAACAAUGCUCAACAAGGUCGGUAUGACUUCAGCUUCAACUAAUGUGCUCAUGAAUGGUAUUUAUUCCCUCGUUUGUUGGUUUGCCUCGAUAUUGGGGUCUUUUUCACAUGAUAAGGUCGGUAGGAGAAAGAUGUUCAUGUUUUCUACUAUAGGUGCGUCAUUAAUGUUAUCGGGUCUUGCUAUUUGUACAGCCAGAUAUAACAUUACACCAACACAUGCUGCUUCAACUGGUACGCUUGUUUUCAUAUAUCUCUUUGGUGUGAUCUUUUCAUUUGCAUUCACACCAAUGCAACCAAUUUACCCAUCCGAAGUUUCAUCUAAUAUCUUAAGAUCCCGUAGUAUGAUAGUCGUCUAUGUUACAUCAGGUAUCGCAUCGUUUGUUAACCAAUUUUCGGCACCGAAGGCGAUGGAAAAUAUUGGAUAUUGGUAUUAUGUUUUCUUCGUCUUCUGGGAUAUUUUUGAAUUUAUCAUUAUCUAUUUCUUUUUCGUUGAAACUAGGCAUAAAUCUCUUGAAGAAUUAGAAAAAAUAUUCGAAGCAAAAAAUCCAAGGAAGGUCUCUGUUGGAAAUUAUGGCGACGAAGGCGAGAAAAUAGAAGAGGUAGAGCUUGCAAGGCAAAAGCAUGUUAUAGCCCUCACCAAUCAAUUCGUUAACGAACGAUCUGCUAACCAAGAUGUAUGA
Debaryomyces tyrocola is the source of this 1680-nucleotide messenger RNA. The record is from the annotation of a GenBank genome assembly. Lineage: Eukaryota; Fungi; Ascomycota; Pichiomycetes; Serinales; Debaryomycetaceae.